Messenger RNA from Trichomonas vaginalis G3, 1743 nucleotides. Its product is annotated as protein kinase-like (PK-like) family. Gene Ontology annotation, molecular function: protein kinase activity; ATP binding. Lineage: Eukaryota; Parabasalia; Trichomonadida; Trichomonadidae. Gene Ontology annotation, biological process: protein phosphorylation. The transcript has a single exon. The record is from RefSeq and is a predicted model, not a curated record. Bases 1 to 1743 code for a protein of 580 amino acids.
AUGAACUUUGAAUCUUUGAUACAGGCUCCAGUUGAUACUUCAAGUUUUAAUAAAAAGUAUGGUGAUGGUAAUAACAAAUGUACAAUUCAUAAAAGAAAAGAUCAGUUAUUUAAAACUUAUAAACUUUUAGACCAUCCAGAUCCAGAGUCCACCCCAAAUAGUACCAUGCUAAGAGACAUAAUUCCCAUUACAAUGGAUCAUUUCUGCCUUCCAAAAAUUAAGAGUUUAUAUUUUGCAAAAAAUGGAUAUUUAUCUGCUUCAAUGGAAUACAUAGAACACGAAGAUGUUAAAAACAUUAACGGGCUUAUGGAAAGGCUAAAUACAAAAACAAUUUAUUAUAUUUUUAAAACACUUCAAUAUCUUCAUCAGCACGGUGUUCAUCAUUGUGAUUUAGAUCCUCUAAAUAUUCUUUUCAAAAGAAAUGAUGAUAUUUCGAUAAUUGAUUUUGAUACUUAUAAUAGAGAUGGAAUUAAGCACACUCAAAUAUUUAUUAGGCAACAUGAUCAUGAAUUCAGUGAUGAAUUUGCUUUACUCAUGUUUUCCAUUGUUUAUCUCAUUAAAGAAAAUUCAUGUCCAAGUCAAUUAGGAUCGAAACUCUGUGAUUACGCCAACACGGUAAUACAAGAAAGCUCCAAAAAUUACCAAUUAAAAUUAGAAAAUUUAAAAAAGUAUGAAAAAUCUAAUAAUUUAGAUUCGAAUUUGCAAGAUAUAUCUGAUAAAAUUCAUGAUUCAUGUGAAGAUAACAAAAACUGUUUACAGUAUUUCAUUGAUGCGUUCAUAAACAGUAUCGAAAAUGAAGAAAACCACAAAUAUGACAGAUCUAAUGGUAGUGAAAGACUAGAAACUCUUAAAAAAAUUAUUAAUGAUUAUAACAGACGAUGUAUGAACAUGCAUUUCAUAUCAGACUCAUUGAAGAAAGGUGUUUUCCUUUCCAGUUUUAUUGAUUAUGCUUUCGAGCAAUCUAACAAAGGAGAUUGCGAUGCAAUGGCAUUUCUCGGCGAAGUUUUCUUGACAGGAGUUGUUUCAAAUCAUGGUGAAUAUGCUAAGAAGUACUAUCCAAUAUCUCACACGUAUGUCAAGCAAAGAAUCAGAACUGCAUAUUUGUUGAUCAUUAAAGCAAUGAAAAAUGGUUCUGAUUUUGCAAGAGAUCGAAUUUCCAUCGGAUUACAAAUCAUGAAAUCGAUAUUGGAAUCAAAGCAACCAAAUUUGAAUAAUCAAAUUCUAUUGGCUCAAAUGUGUGAUGCAUUCGGAUUCCAUAUGUUCAAUUUCUGGGAAGGUGAUGAAUUCAGUGAAUAUUUCUAUGAAUAUGAUAAUACUGAUGUUAAAGAAUUAGACCUCCUUGAAAUGCUGAAAAAUCCUGAUCCAGAAAUAAUUUAUGAUUCUCGAUUCAAAAAACUAUGUACUGACAAAGCAAAAGAAAUUUACGAGAAAGAAUCUGAUUAUCUUUUGCUGAUGAUGAAGAUUAGGACACUUUUGCUUAUUGAUCCUACCAACCCAAAAAUAUCAAAAAUCUUCAAUGAGUUCAAGACAAAAAAUAUUUUUAAUGAAGACUUCAUCUUCGAAAUGAGCUCCUAUUAUUGGAUUUACAAGCCAAAAGGAUAUAAAGAUUUCGAGCAAUAUUUCAAUUUGCAAAUGUUAAUGCACAAAAGAGUUUCUGAUCCAAAUUCAGUAUUGAACAAUUCUAUUGUUCUUCAAGCUGAUGUCUUUGAACACCUCUUGGCAGAUUAUUUCCAACUUUUCUGA